Molecule: messenger RNA, 3021 nt
Organism: Dicentrarchus labrax (European seabass)
Lineage: Eukaryota; Metazoa; Chordata; Actinopteri; Moronidae
Gene: arfrp1
Product: ADP-ribosylation factor related protein 1
Exons: 7
Coding region: 289-894 (201 amino acids)
Biological process (GO): Golgi to plasma membrane protein transport; intracellular protein transport; protein localization to organelle
Cellular component (GO): Golgi apparatus
Molecular function (GO): GTP binding; GTPase activity
Source: RefSeq, a predicted model, not a curated record
ACAAAUCCUACAGGUAUACUUCCUGUUAGAUUACACGUAGCGUCACCGCUGUGUGCUGUUGCUAGAGUAGGAAGAUAUCAACAAACGACGACUUUUCCCGCUUCCUUUAAAGAAUGUAACGUUACGGUUAAUAUUCUCUCCGGUUUAACGUCAGUGCUCUGGAUUAUAAUGACGCCACAGACGCGCGUGCUGCUGCGUUUGGCCUCAUAUGUAGGCUAAGCUAAGUCAUCAAGCUAAUAUUGGCAAGCGGGUUAGCAAGCCCUUUUGUUGUUUACAGUUUCUUCCAAGAUGUAUACUUUAUUAUCCGGAUUAUAUAAGUACAUGUUCCAGAAGGACGAAUACUGCGUUUUGAUCCUGGGACUGGACAACGCCGGGAAAACGACCUUUCUGGAACAAACCAAAACAAAGUUCAGUAAGAACUAUAAGGGAAUGAAUUUAUCAAAGAUCACAACCACAGUUGGCCUGAACAUCGGUACAAUCGAUGUGGGCAAGGCUCGUCUAAUGUUCUGGGAUCUGGGGGGUCAGGAGGAGCUCCAGUCUCUGUGGGACAAAUACUACGCCGAGUCCCACGGAGUCAUCUAUGUGAUCGAUUCAACUGAUGAAGAGCGUCUGUCGGAAUCAAAGGAGGCCUUUGAGAAUAUGAUCAGCAGCGAGGCGUUAGAAGGUGUCCCUCUCCUCGUGCUGGCCAACAAGCAGGAUGUACCGAACUGUUUGUCAGUGCCAGAUAUUAAAACAGCCUUCAGUGACUCUGCCCCGAAGAUUGGCAAGAGAGAUUGUUUAGUCCAGCCCUGCACCGCCCUCACAGGGGAUGGAGUGAACGAGGGCAUUGAGUGGAUGGUGAAGUGCGUGGUCCGAAACAUCCACAGGCCUCCCAGACAGAAGGACAUCACGUAAGAAGUCAUCAGCACCCUUGAUACCUCUUUGAACCGCAAGUUUCUCCUCGGGACAUUCCACAUCAACCCUGGAGCUGAUAACUCUCCUCUCUCCUCGUGUUUGCUGUGACUUUGAACACUUUGAAUUUCUGCUUUCAGAAGUUCAUUACAGACACAGUGCGACAAUACUUUUUAUCACUAAGCAUAAUUUGCUUUGAAUGGACUUCUGUCUGUUCCACUUUUGAAAGCGGUGUUGUGAUUUCUUCUACUUUAUGUGUAAGCAGCAGCCCCAGUCUCUGAACUGUGUGUCUGCAUGGAGCUUCGCUGACUGACACCCUGCUCUGCGAUCGCAAGAGCACAGAAACCGCUUAACUACACAAUUCUUAGCCCACAUUUUUAAAGUUAAAGUGAAAUUUGAACUUUCCUAAAUUUUUGUGUAAGCUAAUAUUAAAGCCCCUACAAGGAACGUUCAUUUUAUUUUUGAUUCUGGUGGCCCCUGUGGACAAAAGCAGUAAUGUUUGUACUGCCUUGUUUGAUUGAUUUCAAGAAAAAUUCGACCGAAUUCCGAUUCCCACAAGAACUUACUUAAGUUGAUGUUAUUUCACCACCUGCUGAGUCACUGUCAAACUCCGGCACACCCAGUGCUGUGUGUAGCUGGGAUUAGCUGUCUCUCCUCCAGCUGUGGUAAUGAAUGACCAGAAUUGAAAAUUUCAGGGUUCCCACUCACCCUGGCAAACCUGGAAGUCCAGGCAUGGAAACACCUGGAAAUGUAUAAAGCUAACCACAUUAUCCUGGAAAUCUAUGUUGUCCAUGAAAAUUUAGAUUUUACUUUAGCCUGUGCUGUGGUCAAAUUAAUGUUACCGUUAGAGGAAAACUGUAGACGGUUCGGAGAGCAUAAAAAUCAUCUGUGAUGGGAACAGCCAAGCACACCAUGAACGCGAGCUAACGCUGAGUAUCCCUUAAAUCCCUUUAUGAGCAAGUUCUGUCCUGUGUUGUUCAGAAAAAAACCCUGGGAAAUGUUCUGGAAAGGCCCUGGAAAACAAUUUCUUAAAAAGAGUGGAAACCCUGAAAUCACAGUGGCAUUUGUUUGCUGUAUCCUCAGCACUUGUGCCAUAACAGUGCGGUAUCUGUAAUUUGAAUCACAACACACUUUGAGUAGGGAUUGUUCAAUCAAAGAUUGUACUUGACAAAUGCCUGCACUGAACUGAAGUGAUAAAACUCUGAAUGUGGUGUAAACCCAUCAAAUUACAGCAACGGCAUCAUCAGAAACCAAACAGUCACACCUCCUGGGCAAUACCAGUGGUUCUGUGACUGCAGACAGAUAAAAGAAGAAUAAGAAAUGUGGUAAUUACUAUUUUGGUAAACACAUCAACACACUAAGUCUUUCUAAGCAAAAAUGUAUUUUAAUUUUAGUUUAACUUUAAGGUUUGAACUUCACACAGUUGCCAGGAUUCCUUACUUUGCUUACUCUACUUGCUGUUGACGUGUUCUUGCCCUUAAAAAACGUGACUUGUAUUACUCUGUAUUCAUCAUGUUUUUGACUUCACAUGACUACCAUAGGACAAAUUCAUGAUGGAUAAAUGAGAACAAAUAACUUUUUUAAAAAUUUUUUUGAAAGGUUAGACUCACAACUUUGACUUUGAGGAGUUUUCUUGUGGCAGCUGUGUACUGUGGACAGUUCAGAUCCUAAUAAUGUGUAUUGCAUUGCAUUGUGUAUGCAUUAUUUGGCUCACAGCAGAGGGCAACUCAAUGGGGCUCCAUGCAGACUCUGGUGCAGUAUCCCAAACAGCACCACACUUUACAGACUUUUGUGAGUAGUACACAUACUAUUCAACAGCCACUAAUUGUUGUUUUAGAGGUUUCUUUUUGUUACCAGUUUAUCCUUUGACCUCUGUAAAACAGCCAUAGUUUGGUCAAAACUGAAACUGGAAAUGUUGAUAUUCAUAACUGGGUCAGAUGGAGAUCCUACAGCUGCUUGGGGAACUGGACAGUGUGUCCUGAACACACUGAGAAAACUUACUGCCCCCUGCUGAAUCACCAGUAGUUGGGGCAUAUGAGGUGGUUAAAAUAAGGUGACACCCCCUGUCAGUCACAUAUGUGGUAGAUGAUGAUGAUGAUGAUGAUAAUAAAGUUCUGAUUUUAAAGAAAA